This is a messenger RNA of Ceratitis capitata (Mediterranean fruit fly), 2764 nucleotides long. RefSeq lists its product as uncharacterized. Lineage: Eukaryota; Metazoa; Arthropoda; Insecta; Diptera; Tephritidae. The transcript has 3 exons. The record is from RefSeq and is a predicted model, not a curated record. Bases 152 to 2701 code for a protein of 849 amino acids.
UGAGGAGAAUCGGCAACAACUACAAAAGGAAUUACAACAAAUUUUGCAGCGACGAUGUGAGCACGACAAAUCAGUGCGCGCCAAAAUUCGGCAAAAAUACCAAAGUUUUGUGGACGAGCAAGAACGACGCAACGAACGCAACAAAAUCCUCAUGCAAAUGCUCGAGCGCAUUGAUCAGCAGUCGGCCGCGUUAUCGGCGCGUAGUGAGCGACUCAAAAUGAUGAAGCUCCAAUAUGAACGUUACUUUGCCAAACUUAUGCAAACUCAGCCCGUGCGAUGUAUACCAGGCGCUACCGAACUCAAUAUAGGAGUAGCAGCUGACGCAGUGCCAAUAUCUGCAGUGUCUGCCUCCACACAGAUACCAGUCUUAUUGCCGGCGCAGCCUGCCAACUCUACUCUACCGACUAACGCAUUUGGCGGUGGAGAAAACUCUGUUCACGGAGGAGGACAGCCGGCCCAACCGAUAACAGCUUCCAAUGAGCCACAACCGGCUGCACUUACGCCACGAAUGUGGACUUUUGCGAUGGCAACACCGACGCCUGCGGGGUUACUGCUUACUGGACCAACGCCACCGGCUAUGCCGACCGCGUCACUACCAACGGCAACUACACCUUACGAAUUCUUGCAGUAUCCCUUGGGUUAUGCACCAAUUCUACAGCAACCAAUUCACCAGCAAGCGCACUACACUGCGCCAACUUCAUAUAGAACAAGUUUAUAUGGAAAUCGGGCAAACAAUCCACCCCAAACGCAUAAUGAUCUGUUAAGAGAAAAGAAACUCAGCUUCACCAGCAGUUAUGUGCCGACUGCUGAGGCAGCAACUUCCACAGAAUUCCCUAUGUUAGCUAAUGAGAGUCACAAUACAAACAGUGAUCUGUUAGAGACGCCGAAUCUUAUCUCCAAACCACACGAUUCCAAUGAAGUUGAAAACAGUCAAGCAGAAGGAAGUUCAAACAUUCAUCGGGCAGUACACACACUUCCUUUGCAAACACCUACCUCGGCCACAGAUGAACCUUUAUCACAACAGAUCGACUACGAUUUUAAAGCUUACGAGCAAUCUCCUGACGCAAAAGCGAGUGAGCCGAGCUCAGGACUUACAGAAGUAAGGAAUAAACUAUCUGAAGUGCAUCUUGAGGACGAUGAAAAUUCAAACGACGUUUCAACUUAUAUGAAUAGGACACCGAUCGGUAAUUUUGAAAAACCAAGCAUGAUCACAAGCACGCCCUACAGCUACGAAGGAACCAAAGAUAAGCCAAAAGUUGUAUUGAGUGCUACUGAAGAUGGGGAGGGGGGAGAGCAUUCAACUUUAAGCACAGCGGAAGAUCACUUAAAAAAAUUUGCAGAAAUUGAAAGAAUAUACGGUCCCAUAUUUACCGAGGAAGAGAACGACAAUGCAGAUCUCACUGGCAUAGACUAUCAGCAGGGUUUGAAAGAAUAUAAACCAUUCUCAGAGAUCAUUAACCCGAAAUCUAAUUUAACUGAGGAUAAGCCAACCGUUUCCACAGUGGAAAGCAUGGAAAAUCAAUCCUCAUGGCAAUCACACACUGGUUCCAUUGAAAAUGCGCCUUCGUCAACUAGUGCCAGCAUUUCAACUGCAUCAAAACCGGUUUCAAUCGAUAACAUUGAAAAUGCCAUUUAUGGUGAGUUGGUGAAUCCACAUUUGUCUGAACCAAAAGCGCCAAAUAUGGGUAACGCCGCUCAGGGCUUUUUCACUGAGCUACUCGGUCAACAAGACCCGACGCAAGAAACCGACGAUAUGGAGAAGGUUAGCUCGCAAAAGUCAGAACAAACCGCUAAACGUGUGUUGGAAACAAGCACGCCUACCACCAACACAGAUAAGAAAAUAUCUGUUGAUGAUGUCGCUGGUUUGGAAUACAAAACUGAAGCUUCACUGAGCGAGACACAAAACCAGGCUGCAUAUGAUACAUCCGAUGCUGAAGCUUAUCUUCCUACAAGCACACCAACAACGGCAGGCGUUUACGGCGCUGCUGAGACAACGAAUAACUACGCCGAAUAUCCAACUGAACAGACCAUCGAUCCGAACGCCACUGAUGCCAGCAACCUUGAUCAGCAAGAACAACAAUCGGACUACGCCCAGCAAGACUAUGGAAAUUAUGAUCCAUCCCAGUAUGGCAACUACGACCCUAACGCCUACCCCGGCUACAUAUACGACGAAGCUAGCGGACAGUACGUCGUCGAUCCACAAUAUGUGGCCGGCGAUGGUAGUACUAUGGACGUUGCGUAUGCUGCGCCAGACUAUGGCGAGCAAGUGCCUCAUGAACAACAACAACAGCAGCAAUUGGACUAUCAAAAUGCGCAAAGUCAAGAAGUUAGCUACGGCUAUGAGGAAAGCACGCUUCCAACACCACCAGCAACAACUGCAGAUGUUACAGAACCUGAGCACUCUGCAGCUGCUGAAACUUCAAUCAAGCCAACAUCGGAACCAGCGUCUGCCGACCCAGUUGCGACACCAGCUGCCGUAAGUGCACCAAAAGUUUUGAAACCCACAUCGAUUCUCUCCACGGCGGAGAAAAACGCGACGCAGACUGAUGCGCAGAAGAAGAAGAAGCGCGUCAAUUUUGUGGAUAGUAGUGAGACAGAUGACAGUUCCGGCGCUAAACUACCGGGCGUUGGUGCGGCGACGGUUGGAGGUAGCGAGAGUGACUUUGACUUUUCGAGCGGCGCUGAGACAUCGGUCGGUUAAACGAGAUUACCGACGACGGUCUAGAAUUUUUCCAAUUAAAAUUUUGUAUGCACUUUAUUAACA